AUGUCAGCAAAAAUCGGUAAACCAGCACCAGAUUUCAAGACUACUGCUGUCAUUGACGGAAACUUCAAAGAUGUUGCAUUGAAAGAUUAUAAGGGCAAAUAUGUUGUACUCUUCUUCUAUCCAUUGGAUUUUACAUUCGUUUGUCCAACAGAAAUCAUCUCGUUUAGCGAUCGUAUCGAAGAAUUUCGUCAAAUUAAUUGCGAAGUUUUAGCUUGUUCAACUGAUUCUCAUUUUAGUCAUUUAGCAUGGGUUAAUACAAGUCGAAAACAAGGUGGCUUGGGAAAGAUGAAUAUUCCAUUACUUGCCGACAAGAACUUAGAAAUUUCGAUGAAAUAUGGUGUUCUCAAGGACGAUGAAGGUAUUGCAUUUCGUGGUUUAUUUAUCAUCGAUACUCACGGAACUCUUCGACAAAUAACAAUUAAUGAUUUACCGGUUGGUCGUUCAGUUGAUGAAACACUUCGAUUAGUUCAAGCUUUCCAAUUUACAGAUAAACAUGGUGAAGUAUGUCCAGCGAACUGGAAACCCGGAAAGAAAACGAUCAAUCCUGAUGUUUCAAAAUCGAAAGAAUAUUUCGAACAUGCUAAUUAA
Adineta ricciae is the source of this 588-nucleotide messenger RNA. NCBI's taxonomy places the organism in Eukaryota, Metazoa, Rotifera, Eurotatoria, Adinetida, Adinetidae. The record is from the annotation of a GenBank genome assembly.